This is a messenger RNA of Glarea lozoyensis ATCC 20868, 780 nucleotides long. Its product is annotated as HLH, helix-loop-helix DNA-binding protein. The coding region runs from base 1 to 780 and encodes 259 amino acids. The transcript has 3 exons. The record is from RefSeq and is a predicted model, not a curated record. Gene Ontology annotation, molecular function: protein dimerization activity. NCBI's taxonomy places the organism in Eukaryota, Fungi, Ascomycota, Leotiomycetes, Helotiales, Helotiaceae.
AUGGAGCCAAUAUACAAUCCGGAUUACUUUUCGCUUUCAGAAGGGAAGAUUCACGAACCUCAAGAAUGGAGUCACGACUGGGCGCCUUUAACUUCGCCCUGGGAAUCAAGAACUCCACCAGAGCUACCACUUGCUAUUUGGCAGUAUACAACCGCUGCUCUGAACCAACAGAACCGCAUUGAAGUAAAUUCUAUGAAUGAUUUACCAUUUGCAUCCUAUCAGUUAUCAUCGCCCACAUCUUCAAUACUUCCUAGUCCAAAUGAUGCGCUAUUUUCCCACCACGUAGCUUCAUUACCUUCACCAGUAGUACGCCAGUCGCCCAAUAUGAACAGUGGCGAGCGAAAGCGACCACGAAGUGAGAAUAGCAUCGAAGACGAAGAUGAUGACUCAGGUGGCGAAUCUUGGGAUCACAGUCCAGCCCAGCCUUCAACGAGUCGAAAAUCAUUGAAAAACUCUAACAGCCAACGGGCGACAUCUACGAGUGAUGAAGCAUCGAUCAGAAAUGCAAAACGAACACAUACUGUCGUUGAGAAGAACUACAGGGAGAGGUUGAAUGAUAAGAUCGCCGAUUUAGCCGUCUAUCUGUUCGAGACAAGUUCAGAUGCUCGUGCCAAACCAUCCAAGUCGCUCGUCAUGACCCGCGCAAAAGAACGUCUAAAACAACUCGAGACCAGGAACAAGAGCCUGGAGAACGAGGUCGUCAAGCUACGGCAGCAAAUCGCCAUCUUGGAUCACAUCGUUAGCGAGAAAAAGGAUAAAGAAAAGAAUACGGACACUUGA